This is a messenger RNA of Leishmania braziliensis MHOM/BR/75/M2904, 894 nucleotides long. RefSeq names its product putative 60S ribosomal protein L7. Gene Ontology annotation, cellular component: cytosolic large ribosomal subunit. Gene Ontology annotation, molecular function: structural constituent of ribosome; RNA binding. The record is from RefSeq and is a predicted model, not a curated record. Bases 1 to 894 code for a protein of 297 amino acids. Gene Ontology annotation, biological process: maturation of LSU-rRNA from tricistronic rRNA transcript (SSU-rRNA, 5.8S rRNA, LSU-rRNA). The transcript has a single exon. NCBI's taxonomy places the organism in Eukaryota, Euglenozoa, Kinetoplastea, Trypanosomatida, Trypanosomatidae.
AUGGGGAAGAACCCUCCGAAGUGGCUGCCAGGCGAGCGCGUGAAGGAGACCAUUCUCCUUCAGCGUAAGUCGGUUGAGCAGCUGCGCGCUGAUCGCGUGCUGCGCAAGGAUAAGCUGCAGGAGCGCCGUGACCGUCACAAGAAAAAGUUAGACGCCAAGCGCAAGCAGAGGCUAUCGACGAAGAAAUUCAUCUCUGCUCAGACAAUCCUGAAGCACGCGCAGCGCAAGGAGCACCAGGGACGCAAGUUUCAGAAGAUCGGAGAGAAGGUCGAGGGACGCCGCCGUCACGCGAAUAUGGAGGAACUCAAGAAGAAGCUGCGUGAGAGUCCGGUACGACUUGUGGUGCGCGCGAAGGGGUCGCAGAUCCCACCGGAGGUGGCGUCGGCCUUCAAAAAGGUGGGCCUGCUCAAGAUCUACGCGGCACGCCUGAUCAGCCUGACGCCACGCACGGAGAAGCUCGUUGAGCAGCUCACGCCAUUCUCGAUUGUUGGCGAGCCAGACAGGGCACAACUGGAGUCGCUUCUCCGCACCCGGGGCGCUCUUUACAACGAGGAGACCCAGACGAAGCGGCUCAUUAGCGGUAACCUGCUGCUAGAGCAGGCGCUUGGCCAGUACAACGUGCUGUGCAUCGAAGAUCUCGUAGAGACGAUUGCUACGCAUGGGGAACACGUAGAGGAGGUUCUUCGGCACAUCGCGCCCUUUGACUUUCAUCCGCCUCGCCAGCUCUUCGUCGAACGCCACCGUUCCGUUCACCAGAAACUAGAGAUCGUGAACAAGGACUCCUUCGCCGCAUACCUCGCAGACCAGCUGCAACUCACGCUCAAUAAGGAACGCAAGGCUGCCACUGUGGCGAAGAAAUCCAAGAGGGUGGGGGUACAGCCCAAGACCGUUUAA